Molecule: messenger RNA, 948 nt
Organism: Diabrotica virgifera virgifera (western corn rootworm)
Lineage: Eukaryota; Metazoa; Arthropoda; Insecta; Coleoptera; Chrysomelidae
Product: cytochrome P450 6j1-like
Exons: 4
Coding region: 1-948 (315 amino acids)
Molecular function (GO): monooxygenase activity; heme binding; iron ion binding
Source: RefSeq, a predicted model, not a curated record
AUGUCUUUUCUAAAUUCUGUAUGGUUGCUAUAUUUUGUAAUAUUUUGUAUUGGAAUAAUAUUUCUUGGAUACAAAUAUUUCACUAGACAUUUUGACUAUUGGAAAAAGCGAGGGGUGUAUACUUCAAAACCAGUUCCGUUUUUUGGCAGUCUUUACGAUGUUGCUACAUUCAAAUUACCUUUAUAUGAAUUGGUGAAAAAGCUUCACGAUGAGACUGACGAACCAUAUUUUGGAAUGUUUCUUUUUGAUAAACCGAUUCUGGUAGUUAAAUCACCGAAAUUAGUUAAAGAUAUAUUGAUAAAAGAUUUUAACACGUUUGAUCGGGAUCUACUUGUAUCUAAUGCCAUCUUUUUAUUAAUAGCUGGUACAGAAACAUCUGCUUCUAUAAUUUCUUUUGCCUUAUAUGAAUUAGCUUUACAUCCAGGUAUACAAGGAAAGUUAAGAAAUGAAAUUAAAGAUAAUUAUGAAAUGUACAAAGGCUUUACGUACGAAGGAGUUCUGAAAAAUAAAUAUUUAGAUAUGGUUAUUCAUGAGACUAUGAGAAAAUACGCUGUCUUACCAUUUAUGGAUAGAGAGGCUAUAACCGAUUAUCGUCUGGAAGGAACAGAUCUUGUCAUUGAAAAGGGAAUGAUCGUUUACAUUCCCUUAUUUGCUAUAAUGAGGGACUCCAAAUAUUUUCCCAACCCAGAACAGUUUGAUCCUGACAGAUUUGCUGAUAAUAAUUAUAACUCAGAUGGUUUGGUGUAUUUUCCAUUCGGAGAAGGGCCAAAGGCUUGCAUUGGUAAACGCUUAGGACUUUUAGCUGUAGCUUCAUGUCUCUCACAUAUUCUCUUAAACUUUAAUAUUGAGAAAUGCGAAAAUACUCCUGACCCAGUUGAAUUUGAGAAGAAAUCAUUUGCCCUACAGUCAAAAUGCGGACUUCCAAUAACAUUUUCUCGUUUACCAUAA